AGAUUGCCACGUUGUGCGCCAUGAGUCACUACUUUCCGUUGUUAAUACUCUCAUCUUCUUCUUUUCUGAACUCUGAAACUCAGAGUGACUUCCAAAUUGCUGUCGUAUCAGAUCGACCAUGGAAAAAAAUCCAGAAGCACAAGAGACAUUGGAUGAGACUAGAGAAGCGUGCUGCAAAGGCGCAUGCGAAUCAAGUUCAAGAAAGCGUCUUGCUGAUGACAUAAUUCCUCACAUUCUCAAUCUAUAUGGGUCUCGUGCAACACCUUCCGACUUUGAAAUUUAUGCUCCAAAUGCUUCAUUUGAGGACCCACUGAUGCGUGCUCAAGGGUUGAAGCAGAUCAAGUCAGCAUUUUAUUCACUAUCCAAGGUUUUCAGUGAAUCAAGAAUUGUGGAAUACAACAUCCAAGAAAAUAUGCUUUCUCCCGAAAAUCAUGAGAUAUUGAUCGAUAACAAACAAUACUACAAAUUCUUCGGAAGAGACAUAAAUGUGACGUCACUCAUCAAGUUGUAUGCCUUGGAAGGAAAAAUUGUUCGUCACGAAGAUUGGUGGGACAAGAAGCCUCUUUUGAACAGAGAAACAGUUAAAUUACCACUGAUGGGCCGAAUUAUGGAACUGAGUCGUAGAAGUUCAAUGCUGGCAACUCAUGUUAUGAUGGGGUUUGGGAAGGACCCAUAACAUAUAUAUAUAUAUAUAUAUAUAUAUAUAUAUAUAUAUAUAUAUAUAUAUAUAAACUAAAGGACGAUGUAUGUAUACUUUGUUUUCCCUUAGCGUUUGGUCAUGUGUUUAUACUUGGAGAAUCCAUGAUUAGAGAUAUGUAAACAACAAUAAUUCAAGUCGAACAGCUCUUAUUUGUAUAUGUUUUAUCAAGACAAAAAUGAAACUAAAUAACUUUAUAAGGUA
This is a messenger RNA of Rosa rugosa (rugosa rose), 901 nucleotides long. RefSeq lists its product as uncharacterized. Bases 119 to 676 code for a protein of 185 amino acids. NCBI's taxonomy places the organism in Eukaryota, Viridiplantae, Streptophyta, Magnoliopsida, Rosales, Rosaceae. The record is from RefSeq and is a predicted model, not a curated record. The transcript is spliced from 7 exons.